Triticum urartu is the source of this 1573-nucleotide messenger RNA. Lineage: Eukaryota; Viridiplantae; Streptophyta; Magnoliopsida; Poales; Poaceae. The record is from RefSeq and is a predicted model, not a curated record.
AUGAUGAAGAAACCUAACACGGAAUUGUUGAGCGAGCCCACGGGCCUCGGGUCCUUCCGGGCCCAUCCAAACAACGCGUCCCGGCCCAGCCCAAUCCAGCGAUCUGCUUCUUCUUCUUCUUCCCCCCACCCCAUCCCACCCCACCCCGAGGUCGGCGGCGCGGCGGCCGCAGUCACGACCGGCGUCCAGUCAGUGCCGCUGACGGCAGCGGCGAGAAGCGGCCUCGCCUCCGCGCUCCACCCGGAGGACGGUGCCACGGCCGAAGCAGCCCCCAUGGCCACCCCCGGCCCCACCACGACCAGGUGGGCCCAGGGAAUGGCCGCUGACGGAGGAGCUGUGGCCGCGGUGCGCCAGCGCAGAAACCCCAUCUCCGUUGAGCGGACUGUGGUUCAGCGAUUUUCAGGUCGGCGACGACCCGACCGAAAGUUGGGUUUCCAUACCAGAUCCACACAAGGGCAUAACCAGUGCUGUACAAACUGGGCGGCAAGAGCAGACUGUGCAAGACGCAUUUAUGCCAAUUGGAGCAAGACCUGCAGAGACAAGGCGGAAUGGCUGGAGAAUUUCUGCACAGGCACCAUGUACAUAGGAUGUUGCUCAACUACACUACCACAAGGACAAGGCAAAGCUAGCUCAAAAGACACUGAUGGUGCUGCUGAGCCAGUCAUGAGGACUGCUGAUCCAGUGCAUUGGUGCAAAGCUUGGUUCAGUGGUCAAAGUGUGCACAUACAUUGAGGAACGCUACACUACAGAGGGCUUGAAAAAAAUCAUGGUCAUUUGAUUCAUUGCUUGGAGCCAAUCGAGGGCAUGCCUAGUUGCAUGGCCUAUCUCUGCUAGACCAUGGGCACUUCCACCUAUGUGUGAUGUCAUGCCUGGUAAGCCUAGUGGGGAGGGAGGAGGGAACCACAUGAAAAACCAAAUCUCAAAAGCUUCAAAGAUAUCAAAGGACUAACACAAAGAUAAGAUGCAGUGCUAGCACAAUAAGAAGACUUUUGAGAGAGAGAUGACAGCAGCAACAACGACUAUGGCGGAACCAUCAGCUCAUGUUGCACAUGACAAAGCUAUGCAUUUGAUUCUUCGCCAGAAGUUGAAGAUGGCAGUAGCAAGUGCCAAAAUGUUUCAACUUGGUCCUACUUCUACCAACUUCAGUACCGAGGAUCGUGUGGUGUGGGAAAGCUAGUGCAAGAGAAUGUGGUCUGGGGUCAAGCAAAAAGAUUAAGAAGAAGCCUCUGCCCCUGCUGUUGCUAAAAGAUCAAGGAGUAGAAGAACAAGACGAAUAAGCAACUGCAAGCGUAUCUCCUUUCCCCCCCAAUGUUUGUUGAUGCCAGACUUGCAUGCCUGCCAGUACUUCAAUUUGAAGUGUUAAUUCCAGUCCAGACUACCAAGGGCUGCUUGUAUGACUUGAAUUUCAAUGCUAGACUUUAUAUGGCUGCUUGAUAUACCUACUAAUGACAUAGCUGUGUCGAUGCUUUCUGAGGGCUGUCGAUUCCUGUGAAAUACUGUAUACCAUUACCAAUUAUGGCUGGAGACAUAGCUGUACCAUGCUGGUUCAUCUUGAUUUCCAUGCUGCAGACAU